Molecule: messenger RNA, 807 nt
Organism: Pleuronectes platessa (European plaice)
Lineage: Eukaryota; Metazoa; Chordata; Actinopteri; Pleuronectiformes; Pleuronectidae
Product: olfactory receptor 10P1-like
Exons: 1
Coding region: 1-807 (268 amino acids)
Biological process (GO): positive regulation of Rho protein signal transduction; phospholipase C-activating G protein-coupled receptor signaling pathway
Cellular component (GO): membrane
Molecular function (GO): G protein-coupled receptor activity
Source: RefSeq, a predicted model, not a curated record
AUGAAGAUCCUGUUCCUGGAGAUCUUGUACUGCUACCUGCCCACGAUCAUCAUCGUGCCUCCACUUGCAAUUCCUGCCAACGCUCUGGUCAUCAGCCUCCUGCUGUUCAAACCUGGCAUCUGCUGCACCUCCGAGAUCUUCACCCUCCAGCUGGCCAUAUUCGACUUGUUCUUCUGCUUUAUAAUCCUCUCUGAGUACAUCCGGUUCUUGUGGCUUCCAUCAGUGGAGUCGGCCAACUUCGUGGCUUGGAGUUUGAGUCAAGCCGGAGGGCCGCUCCUGCUCUGCCUCCUGAGUCUGGACAGCUACAUCGCGGUCUGCCACCCGCUGGUCUUCCUCCGGCUCAAGGUUCCCAGGCUGAGGCUGUCUAUGUGCUUCGUGGUGAACGUGGUCACAGCUCUCUCUUGCCUGCUGAUGAAAUACUCCAGACCCCUGCGGUGGAAGGUGAUCAUGGUGCUCCUGUGUUGUGUCAUCGCGAUCAUCUCCACCUGCAGCGUGCUGAUUCUCAGGUCCCUCCGCCAGACAGGGCCCGGCGGGAAGGAGCUCCACCCUAUGAAGAGACGCGCGUUCAAGAUAGUGCUCACCUCCUUUGUGCUGGUCAUCGUCCACUACUCCCCCUCGUUCUGUGAAUACCUGCUGAGGGCGUCACUUCCCAGUCUGCUGGGUCCCUACUCAGCCCUCACCAGUGUGACCUACACAGUUCUGUCUCUGAGCAGCGUGGCUCAGCCGCUGUAUUAUAUGAAGCGAACCAAGAAGCUGCCGUGUCGCCGCGGCUCUGCUGCCGAGACGAAGACUGUCACCACGGCUUAG